Peromyscus californicus insignis is the source of this 8798-nucleotide messenger RNA. RefSeq names its product afadin, adherens junction formation factor (gene Afdn). Gene Ontology annotation, biological process: signal transduction; regulation of protein localization. The record is from RefSeq and is a predicted model, not a curated record. Bases 80 to 5644 code for a protein of 1854 amino acids. Gene Ontology annotation, molecular function: cell adhesion molecule binding. NCBI's taxonomy places the organism in Eukaryota, Metazoa, Chordata, Mammalia, Rodentia, Cricetidae. Gene Ontology annotation, cellular component: adherens junction. The transcript has 33 exons.
GCGGCGGCGGCGUUGGUGGCGGGGCAGCCUGCGGGGUUCGGGCCCGGCCGACCGUGGGGAGGUUGCGGCCGCCGCGACCAUGUCGGCGGGCGGCCGCGACGAAGAGCGGCGGAAGCUGGCCGACAUCAUUCACCACUGGAACGCCAACCGGCUGGACCUGUUCGAGAUCAGCCAGCCGACCGAGGAUCUGGAGUUUCAUGGAGUCAUGAGAUUUUAUUUUCAAGAUAAAGCUGCUGGAAACUUCGCAACAAAAUGCAUUCGGGUAUCUAGCACAGCAACCACUCAAGAUGUGAUUGAAACACUGGCAGAGAAGUUCCGCCCUGACAUGCGCAUGCUGUCCUCUCCAAAGUAUUCCCUCUAUGAAGUGCAUGUCAGUGGAGAAGAAAGAAGAUUAGACAUUGAUGAGAAACCUCUAGUUGUGCAGUUGAAUUGGAACAAAGAUGAUCGGGAAGGGAGAUUCGUCCUUAAGAAUGAGAACGACGCCAUUCCUGCCAAGAAGGCUCAGAGUAAUGGACCCGAGAAGCAGGACAAAGAAGGCGUUAUUCAGAACUUCAAAAGAACUCUCUCAAAGAAAGAAAAGAAGGAAAAAAAGAAGAGAGAAAAAGAGGCGUUGAGACAAACCUCUGAUAAGGAAGAAAGGCCUUCUCAAGGGGAUGACAGUGAGAAUUCUCGACUGGCUGCUGAAGUUUACAAAGACAUGCCUGAAACCAGCUUUACUCGAACAAUUUCUAAUCCUGAGGUAGUUAUGAAACGGCGGCGGCAGCAAAAGCUUGAAAAGAGAAUGCAGGAGUUUCGGAGCUCAGAUGGGCGGCCUGACUCGGGUGGGACGUUGAGAAUAUAUGCAGACAGUUUAAAACCCAAUAUUCCAUACAAGACAAUCCUGCUGUCUACUACAGAUUCUGCAGACUUUGCUGUAGCGGAGUCUUUGGAGAAGUAUGGUCUGGAAAAAGAGAAUCCCAAGGACUACUGCAUUGCCCGGGUUAUGCUUCCUCCUGGAGCCCAGCAUUCUGAUGAACGAGGUGCUAAGGAAGUUAUUCUUGAUGAUGAUGAGUGUCCUUUACAAAUCUUCAGGGAUUGGCCAAGUGACAAAGGGAUUUUAGUCUUUCAAUUGAAAAGGAGACCACCGGACUACAUCCCAAAGAAAAUGAAGAAGCAUGUUGAAGGGAAGCCGCUGAAGGGGAAGGAUAGAGCUGACGGAUCUGGCUAUGGUUCUGCCCUUCCUCCUGAGAAGCUACCCUACUUAGUAGAGUUAAGCCCAGGGAGAAGGAAUCACUUUGCCUACUACAGCUAUCACACUUACGAAGAUGGCUCUGACUCUAGAGAUAAGCCAAAGUUAUACCGCCUUCAACUAAGUGUGACUGAAGUUGGGACAGAGAAGUUCGAUGACAAUUCUAUCCAGUUGUUUGGCCCAGGAAUUCAGCCUCAUCACUGUGAUCUCACUAACAUGGAUGGAGUGGUCACUGUGACACCCAGAAGUAUGGAUGCAGAGACCUACGUGGAUGGCCAGCGCAUCUCAGAGACCACCAUGCUGCAGAGUGGCAUGAAAGUACAGUUUGGCACUUCCCAUGUGUUUAAGUUUGUGGACCCCAUCCAGGACCACGUUCUUUCGAAGAGAUCUGUGGAUGGAGGCCUGAUGGUCAAGGGCCCAAGACAUAAACCUGGAGCCGUUCAGGAGACAACCUUUGAUUUGGGAGGAGAUAUUCACAGUGGGACAGCAUUGCCAGCAAGCAGGAGCACUACUAGACUGGACAGUGACAGGGUACCCUCUGCCUCCAGCACAGCUGAGCGAGGGAUGGUGAAGCCAAUGAUCCGACUGGACCAGGAACAAGAUUAUCGCCGAAGAGAAAGCAGAACUCAGGAUGCGACUGGGCCUGAACUGAUACUGCCUGCCAGCAUUGAAUUCAGGGAAAGCUCUGAAGAUUCUUUUUUAUCUGCCAUUAUAAACUAUACCAAUAGCUCCACAGUGCACUUUAAGCUGUCACCCACGUAUGUGUUAUACAUGGCGUGCCGGUAUGUAUUGUCCAGCCAGCACAGGCCCGACAUCAGCCCUACAGAGCGCACCCACAAGGCCAUUGCUGUUGUCAACAAGAUGGUGAGCAUGAUGGAAGGGGUCAUUCAGGAAGUAGACCAGGUUGAUCAGAAACAAAAGAACAUUGCAGGGGCACUUGCUUUCUGGAUGGCAAAUGCAUCUGAACUUCUCAACUUCAUCAAGCAGGACCGCGACCUUAGUCGGAUCACACUAGAUGCCCAGGAUGUUUUAGCACACUUGGUUCAGAUGGCAUUUAAGUACUUGGUUCACUGUCUCCAGUCAGAACUUAAUAACUACAUGCCAGCCUUUCUGGAUGAUCCUGAGGAGAACAGUCUGCAAAGACCAAAAAUAGAUGAUGUGCUGCAUACACUCACAGGAGCCAUGUCCUUGCUGAGGCGCUGCAGAGUCAAUGCUGCCUUGACCAUCCAGCUAUUCUCUCAGCUUUUCCAUUUUAUCAAUAUGUGGCUGUUCAACAGAUUGGUGACUGACCCAGAUUCAGGCCUGUGUUCCCACUACUGGGGAGCAAUUAUCCGCCAGCAGCUAGGGCAUAUUGAAGCCUGGGCGGAGAAGCAGGGGCUCGAGCUGGCAGCUGACUGUCACUUGAGCAGGAUUGUGCAGGCUACUACUUUGCUUACCAUGGAUAAGUAUGUACCCGAUGACAUUCCAAAUAUAAACAGCACAUGCUUUAAGUUAAAUUCUCUACAACUUCAAGCCUUAUUACAAAAUUACCACUGUGCACCUGAUGAGCCUUUUAUUCCCCCGGAUCUCAUAAAAAAUGUUGUGGCCGUUGCUGAGAACACAGCUGAUGAGCUCGCCCGCAGUGAUGGCCGAGAUGUGCAGUUGGAGGAGGACCCUGACCUACAGCUACCUUUUCUUUUGCCAGAAGAUGGCUAUUCCUGUGAUGUCGUCAGAAACAUUCCUAAUGGUUUACAAGAAUUUUUAGACCCUCUGUGCCAGAGAGGAUUUUGCAGGUUGAUUCCUCAUACACGUUCACCAGGUACUUGGACGAUAUAUUUUGAAGGUGCAGAUUAUGAAAGUCACCUUAUGCGUGAGAACACAGAACUGGCCCAGCCUCUGAGGAAGGAACCUGAGAUAAUCACUGUGACCCUAAAAAAGCAGAAUGGAAUGGGCCUCAGCAUUGUUGCAGCAAAGGGUGCUGGCCAGGAUAAACUGGGAAUCUACGUUAAGUCUGUUGUGAAAGGAGGCGCUGCAGAUGUGGAUGGACGUUUAGCUGCUGGUGACCAGCUCCUCAGUGUGGAUGGACGAAGUCUGGUUGGACUUUCUCAGGAAAGGGCAGCAGAACUCAUGACAAGAACCAGUUCGGUGGUCACACUUGAAGUUGCAAAGCAAGGCGCCAUCUAUCACGGCCUGGCCACCCUCCUUAACCAGCCAUCCCCCAUGAUGCAGAGAAUUUCAGAUCGUCGUGGCUCAGGUAAACCCAGACCAAAGAGUGAAGGUUUUGAACUCUAUAAUAAUUCAGCUCAGAACGGCUCCCCAGAGAGUCCUCCGCUGCCUUGGACAGAGUACAGUGAGCCAAAGAAACUCCCCGGUGACGACAGGCUGACGAAAAACAGAGCAGAUCACCGCUCCAGCCCCAAUGUGGCAAAUCAGCCUCCUAGCCCUGGAGGGAAGAGUCCUUACGCCUCUGGAACAGCAGCUAAGAUAACAUCUGUCUCCACUGGAAACCUCUGCACUGAGGAGCAGACCCCUCCACCUAGACCUGAAGCCUAUCCCAUCCCUACUCAGACAUACACCAGAGAGUAUUUUACCUUUCCAGCUUCAAAAUCCCAGGAUCGUAUGGCUCCUCCUCAGAACCAGUGGCCAAAUUAUGAGGAAAAGCCACACAUGCACCCAGAAAGUAAUCAUUCCAGUAUUGCAAUCCAGCGUGUUACCCGUUCCCAGGAAGAGCUUCGAGAAGAGGUUUACCAACUUGAGCGGCAUCGAGUAGAGGCUGGCUUGGAUCGCAAGUGUGACAGUGAUUUGUGGAUCAAUCAGAGCUCCUCCGUGGAUUCCAGCACAUCCAGCCAAGAGCACCUGAACCAUUCCUCCAAGUCAGUCACCCCUGCUUCCACUCUGACCAAAAGCGGUCCUGGACGUUGGAAAACCCCAGCAGCGGUACUGCCCACCCCUGUUGCUGUCUCCCAGCCCAUUCGAACAGACCUACCUCCACCACCCCCUCCACCUCCUGUCCAUUAUACCAGUGAUUUUGAUGGCAUUCCAGUGGAUUUGCCCCUCCCACCUCCACCUGCCAACCAGGUAGGACCCCAGUCUGCUCAGGUGGCUGCUGCAGAGCGGAAAAAGAGAGAAGAGCAUCAGCGGUGGUAUGAGAAAGAGAAGGCCCGCCUCGAGGAGGAACGGGAGAGGAAGCGCAGGGAGCAGGAGCGGAAGUUGGGGCAGAUGCGCACGCAGUCCCUGAACCCCGCUUCCUUCUCUCCUUUGGCCACACAGGCCAAGCCAGAAAAGCCUUCCACACUACAGAGGCCCCAAGAAACAGUCAUUCGGGAGCUGCAGCCCCAGCAGCAGCCCCGCACGAUUGAGCGCAGGGACCUCCAGUACAUCACCAUCAGUAAAGAGGAACUGUCCUCUGGUGAUAGUCUGUCUCCAGACCCCUGGAAACGAGAUGCCAGGGAGAAGCUGGAGAAGCAACAGCAAAUGCACAUUGUGGACAUGCUGAGCAAGGAGAUCCAUGAGCUGCAAAACAAGGUGGACCGCACUGCAGAGGAGAGUGACCGCCUGCGGAAGCUAAUGCUGGAGUGGCAGUUCCAGAAGAGACUGCAGGAGUCCAAGCAGAAGGAUGAGGAUGAUGAGGAGGAGGAAGAUGAUGAUGUGGACACCAUGCUGAUCAUGCAGCGUCUGGAGGCCGAGCGGAGAGCCAGGCAGACUGCUAUGCCAGCAAUCUCUGUUCUAGAUUUGUUGCAGGAUGAGGAGCGCAGGCGCCAGCAGCAGUUGGAAGAGAUGCGCAAACGAGAGGCAGAAGACCGAGUGAGACAAGAGGAAGACCGACGCCAUCAGGAGGAGGAGCGAGUAAAGAGAGACGCUGAAGAAAAGAGGCGACAGGAGGAAGGGUAUUACAGCCGCCUAGAAGCUGAGAGGCGCAGACAGCACGACGAGGCAGCACGCAGGUUGCUGGAGCCCGAAGAGCCUGGGCUGAGCCGACCUCCACUUCCACGGGACUAUGAGCCCCCACCCCCGUCCCCAGCACCCAGCGCCCCUCCUCCCCCACCUCAGCGGAACGCCUCCUACCUCAAAACACAGGCCCUCUCCCCAGACUCGCUGUUCACUGCCAAGUUUGUUGCGUAUGAUGAUGAUGAUGAUGAGGAGGACUGCGGCCCAGCAGGUCAGGAUAAGUACCCCAGCACAAGGAAGUCUCAUGGGCACCUUCCUCUUGCUGCCCUUAAGCCGCAGCAGCCCCCCUGCCAGCCACGCCCAGCCUCGGAUGGCAUCUUUCUCUCCAACUCAUUCCAGCUACCCUUGGCCAAAGCCAACAGUACUGCUAUCAGAGCAGGCCAGCCCCCACCCCCUCCAGGCAAACCGAGUUUCCUCCGUCCCGGCCACUGGAAAGGUAGAGGUAAAAGAGGGAAUGGCGAAUCAGACCUCUCUUGUCUUGAUGAUUGAGCCUGGGAUCUCUGUACCCCUGCUACUUGGUACGGUACAGUGAGACCAUGCCUGUCUUGGCCUUGGGUAUUAUCACCUGAUCACUCUCAGCAUGUGAUCUCCCUCUGCCCCUGAUUGUGGUGUUUGUGCUAAUGCUCUGUUAAUUUAGCCUUGGUACUCCAAUUUCUCUUAUACUUUAAGGUAUUCCGUCUCUUUAAUCCACUGACAGGAGUCAGUCCUCCACCAUUACCAAAUUAUUUCAAGUACUGUUGGUCUUGGCUUUUUUGUGUGUAUACCUCUUCAAGUAAUUCUUACCUUUGGUCAAUAAGUGCCUUCCCAAACAUACUAGUGUCUCUAAAGACAGAGUGCCAGAGUAUCAGCUGCACUUUAAGUUGACGUCAUAUAAUGUGAAUAGAACAUUUGGUUCUGUUCCUGAGGCCUGUGCAGUGACUCAUACAUUUGUGGAAGCUUGGUUGGGUGUUGCGACAUCCACUGAACUAGUUAACAGUACAGCUUUACUCCUAACACAGGCAGCCCUUGCCCACAGACCCUAGUCUUGAAGUUUUUCCUCUGUCCCUCUUACUUGUUCCAUUCCCUUUCAUUAUCUUGCUCUCUUGUACAUCAUAGCACUAGCACCCAAGCCUCUGUAGGCUUGCAGCUUCUGAGUUGGGGAAGGGCGCUAUUAAUGACAGCACAGAGGCCAUUGCCCACAGAGUUGUAGUAAGCAUUGAAUUUAUGCUGAAGGUAUAGCUCAAUUAUAUUCAGAUUGAGACUUCCAACUACCUUGGCCAUAAAGGAAAUGGAAUUCUGACAUCAUGAUGUCAGAAUUGUUAUUUAGAUGAAGGUGAGUGGCUUCAAAAUUCUGUGUGGUUUUUACACAGACAUGUAAACUGAGCAGUUCUGAGAGAAGCCAACCUCUCUUAAGACUCAGUGGAGUGAGUUUUGCCAGAAUUCUGUCUUUUUUUUCCCCACCUGUAUCAGACUUGUAAUCUAUUCUGGAGAAUUGGUAUGUAGUAGUAUCAUUAAGUCACACUGAAAGCCAAAAAUCUAAUCCUUUUAUAAAAUUUCUGUUUUAAAUGUUGAGAAUUCGGUGCUCUUUCAAGGCAUUUAUGGAAUAGCAAUAAAUUUUGAAGCAAAAUGCUAUUGAUCUAAUAUCAAAUUUUAUGAAUGUUAGACAGAUUUGAUAGUCUCAAUAUAGUUAGGAAUCAUACCUGUCCAUUUUGGCCAUCAGAUGCACUACUAACCCUUGCUUCAUCUCACACCUAAUGAACCACUCCGGAGCAGGUCAUCUGCAGCACACACAUCAGCGCUCUGGCCUUGUCAUCUCCAUCUCUUUCAUGUGCUUUGUCUAGCCCUUUCUCUGGUGAAGCAUGCCUCUGCAGGUGGGAGAUGGCCUCUUCCAGGGGUCAUAUGAGAUACAGAGCUUGUGGAAUUGAAAUGAUUAAGACUGAAAUUCAACGGCAAUAUAUCUUUAAAUGAUGUUUUUGUUUUACUAGAGCGCUUUGAAAAUUAAUUAUGAUUGGCAAUUUUAUACAUAUAGCCAGCUCAAAAUUUUGACAUUAUGUCAAACUCUGAACACUCUGGAAGAUUUGAAGAACUGAUUUUUGCUCAUGGAACAAGCCAGUGUCACUCUCAGCAAAGCACAGAAAUACAAAUCAGUGUUGUUAAUAACAGACAAAUGAAUAUAAAGUUGGGCAUUGAAACCAACUAUGCAAGUUACCCAUGUAAGAAUCCACUGUGGAUUGCCAGGAAGUAGAAGUAUGUUUUCUGCUCUUUUUUCUUUCUUUUUUUUUGAGUCUUUGCUGAAGAUGACCUGCUCUGUGGUUAACUUGGGGUGUUUUGAGGUUGCAGUUUGAAGGCUGCUGGGCUCUGUCUAGAUUAAGUCCAAAAUACUCUACCCACAGGCUCUUUAUAUGAAAGAAGAUCCAUUCUCCUGUCUCGUAUCUAAAGUGGAGUGUUUUCACGUAGAAACAUGGUGAUCAUUUUGUGUUCUAUUUAAUCCAAUCUUAUCCAUGUUUGCCAAAUAUUCUAAGCCUUUUGUACUCUAUUUUGUUAGAAGCUGAUUUCUCAAAUGGGAAUCUGUUUUAAUUUUGUGAGUGUUUUGUCUGCAUGAGUAUCUGUGUCACUAGGAAAUUGAGAUGGUUGUAAGCCUCUACAUGGGUGCUAGGAACCCAACCCUGAUCUUCUGAACUGUUGAGUUCCUUCUCCAGCCCCCUUACUGUAUUUUGUAAUGUUUCAGUAUAUACUGUAAAUACUAUUAUUACAGUAUUAUAUAAUUUGAUACCUGGUAAACCUUUAUCUGUAUUAUCUCUUUGUGCCUCUUGAAGUCUUGGCAAAUGUUGGCUAACUGGUGGGCAUCAAGCUCAACUGUGGUUUCUUAGCCAAGACAGACAUGGUGUGCAUAAGGCUAACCUAACUCUGCCCUCACAUUUGUUUUCUUGGGAAUUUAUCAGCACUAAUGUGGAAUGCUAGGAAUUUUGUUCUAGUUUGGUUUGGGUAGCUCAUUUGUGUCAAAGGCUUGAUUUUGCUUUUAAUAAUUACAUCUAUCUUGAAAAAGAAAUCUAGUAGUUAAUCCUAAACAGAGGAACUUUAAUCAUAGACAUAGGUUUAACUCUUAAACUUAGGGGUUACAUUUGUUCUCAGUGAUUGUGGCUGCAGAGAUGACUUGGGUUAAGAGCACUGAAGUCCCGAGUUCAAUUCCCAGCAACCACAUGGUGGCUCACAACCAUCUAUAAUAGGAUCUGAUGCCCUUUUCUGGCAUUCAGGUAUACAUGCAGAGGACUCAGACAUAAAAUAUAAGUAAAUAAAAUUUUUAAAAAACAGACAAAAGCAAAACUCCUACAGUGUGUUGGAGUAUGUCUAAAAUAUUUUGCUUACUUCCCACUUAAGUCUCCUGUGGGUUUGUCUUCUGUAUUUGUGAUCAUUGUGCCAUGUGCUGACUUGAGAUGUUUUUUAAAGACUGUUCCAGUUUGUCCAUUCUGAGAACAAAAGGCCUGAUGUCAGUUAUUGGGCGGAUGAAUUUUACACUGAUGAAUCUUUGUGCAUGUGAAGAGCCUUUGAUUUCUCAUUUUCUCGAUAAUUCAAGGAGCCUUGUUUUCCUGCAGACACUCGGUCAUGAGUAAAGUUUUAGAGAUAAUUAAAUACUUUAACUUGGACUUUUUUUUUUUUUUUCAUG